Episyrphus balteatus (marmalade hoverfly) is the source of this 1959-nucleotide messenger RNA. RefSeq names its product zinc transporter ZIP13 homolog (gene Zip99C). The transcript is spliced from 6 exons. Gene Ontology annotation, biological process: zinc ion transmembrane transport; intracellular zinc ion homeostasis. NCBI's taxonomy places the organism in Eukaryota, Metazoa, Arthropoda, Insecta, Diptera, Syrphidae. Gene Ontology annotation, molecular function: zinc ion transmembrane transporter activity. The record is from RefSeq and is a predicted model, not a curated record. The coding region runs from base 531 to 1595 and encodes 354 amino acids. Gene Ontology annotation, cellular component: membrane.
ACACGCGGGAGGUAUAUUAACCUUUGCUUCAAACAUAUACAUAUUAUUUAUUUAAAUAAUUACACAAUUGUGUUUGGUGUGGCGUAUGUAUCUUACAGAAAACGGCUGCGCUUAUUAGAAAUAAUUGCGGAAUAAGAUAUUAUUUUUGAUACGUUUCUAGUUUCUUGUGGGUUUAAAGAUUUAAAAGUGUUUUCAGUUUUUGUUUUUUUUAUUUCACGGCGAAAUUAGUGUCUGCGGUUAGUAAAUUAUAUCAAUAAAGUGACAUACUUCUUUUAUAUGAAUAUAAAAAACUGCUGAAAUAAACACUCGUGUAAAGAUCAUUCUCACCAACGACAAAAAAUAACAAUAAUAACUACGCAUUUAAGCUCUGCCAUUAGCUUUUGCCAAAGAAAAAUUGACAUUAAAAAAAUUGUAUAUCAUGACAAGGACAUCAUAAAACAAAUUCCUACGUUAUACAGAAUAAUUUUGAAAACUACUCAAAAUAAAUAAAAAAUUGUGAUAAUUUAUCCAAAUUUAUAUAAACAAUCAAAAUGAACAUCUCAACCAGUUUCCUCGAUGACCAAAUUGUGUAUUUAUACACACAAUUGGUAAACUCAUACAUGCCCGAUUUUGUUAAAUCAUUCGAAUAUACACCAUGGGUAUUCUCAUUAUUGGGAUCAGUUGUAAUUGGAUUAGCCGGAAUAUUGCCAUUGAUAAUUAUACCAACACAAGAUGAAUCGAAGGAAAAAAAUGGCGAAUAUAAAGAUCCUGCGGAAUCAAAGUUCCUAAAAGUACUCCUCAGUUUUGCUGUAGGUGGUUUAUUGGGUGAUGUAUUUCUUCACUUGUUACCCGAAGCUUGGGAAAGUGAUACUGCUUCAGAAUCUGGUCACCCUUCAAUGCGCAGUGGCCUUUGGGUGCUAUCGGGUAUUUUGAUCUUCACAAUAGUUGAGAAAAUAUUUUCUGGCUAUGCAAAUGCUGACGAUUCAAAUCCACAACCAAAGUGUGUAGAAAUUGCUAAUUGCUUGUUACGCAAAACUGGUGGCAAAUUUAUAGAAGGACAAACUUCAGGUGAUUGUACAGGAUCGUGUGAUAUCGAAGAUGUGCCAAAUGGAUGUUUUCUGCGACAAAGAGAACAAAAAAGUGGUAGCCAACCGAAGAAAGUCGCUGGCUAUUUGAAUUUGUUGGCAAAUUCUAUUGAUAAUUUUACUCAUGGAUUGGCUGUAGCUGGGUCGUUUUUGGUUUCCUUUAGACAUGGAGUGCUGGCCACUUUUGCUAUUUUGUUACAUGAAAUUCCUCAUGAGGUUGGAGACUUUGCUAUCCUGUUGAAAUCAGGAUUUAAUCGAUGGGAUGCUGCGCGAGCGCAAUUAUUAACAGCUGGUGCUGGUUUGAUGGGAGCUUUGGUGGCUAUUGGUGGAUCAGGCGUUACAUCUGCAAUGGAGGCGAGAACAUCUUGGAUCAUGCCAUUCACUGCAGGUGGUUUCUUACACAUUGCUUUGGUCACAGUAUUACCUGAUCUCGUCAAAGAAGAAGACAUUCGAGAAUCAAUCAAACAAAUUCUCGCCUUGAUUUUUGGCAUUGCGUUAAUGGCAAUGAUGACAAUUCUCUUUGAGUCUUGAAUACUCCAAGUGAUAUACCUCUGAACGUUUUCGAGAACAACAAUAUGAUUUUCUAAAAAAAAAAAUAUGCGUGCAUCACGCAUAAGCCCGCCACUAAACUCUUACCACACCGAAACUCAUUGCUGUGAGGUGACUUGCGUAAAAGUACAAAACAAAAUUUAAGUAAAACAAAAAACAGAAAAGAGAAAAAACAUCUUAAAACAAUUUAAUGUUGGAUCGUAUUGCGCAGAAGUACUUGUUAUUGAAUGAAAACCACUCCACAUGAAUAUUAUUAUUUUUAUUUUUUAUAUCAUUUAUAUUGUAUAGAUUUAGAAUUAGUUUAAAUAUAAUUUAUAUAAUAACAAUUCGUUAUUCUUUCGUUGAA